Danio aesculapii is the source of this 1494-nucleotide messenger RNA. Its product is annotated as aryl-hydrocarbon-interacting protein-like 1. Gene Ontology annotation, molecular function: peptidyl-prolyl cis-trans isomerase activity; protein binding. Lineage: Eukaryota; Metazoa; Chordata; Actinopteri; Cypriniformes; Danionidae. The record is from RefSeq and is a predicted model, not a curated record. Bases 1 to 1494 code for a protein of 497 amino acids. The transcript is spliced from 8 exons.
AUGGAAGAGACGUAUCUGCUUAACCAUCCUGGAGUAAAAAAGAAGAUUUUGCAUGGAGGUCAAGGACCAAUGCCGCAUUUUCCCAAUGGAACUAAGCUGGUGUUCCACUUCCAGACUCUGUUGGACAACUUUGAAAGAACAGUGAUUGACGACAGUCGCAAAAAUAAGCGUCCCACAGAGAUUUUUGUGGGGAAGAUGUUCAAGAUGGAGGUGUGGGAGGUGCUGUUAACCUCUAUGAGGAUCGGAGAGGUGGCAGAGUUUUGGUGUGAUGCCGUUCACACAGGGCUUUAUCCCAUUGUGGCGAAGGGUAUGCGUCUGGCUGCUCAGGGAAAGGACCCUCUGGAGGGCCAGAAGCACAUGUGUGGCAUGGGAAAUGUGUUUACCUACCAUUCGACAGGCUUCCCAGAGCUCGAUGAGCUAAUGAGGACACCUCAGCCUCUAAUCUUCAUCAUGGAGCUAAUCUCGGUGGGCGACCCAUUCUCUUACCAGCGGGAGUCGUGGAUGAUGGAGAAGGAUGAGAAGCUAAAGGUUGUGCCCUCUUUGCAUUACUUGGGCAAUGCUCUGGUCAAACAAGGUCGCUUUCGUGAAGCUGCAGAGAAGUACCAGGAGGCAGUGGUUCUGCUGCGUACAGUCCAAUCCAGGGAAAUGCCAGGAGACGAAGACUACAUUAAUCUGGGCAGGCUUAUUAUUCCUCUAGUACUGAACUACUGCCAGUGCAUGUUAGAGCUGGAGGAGUAUUACGAGGUCAUCGAACAUGCGACAGAGCUCCUGGACAAGCAUAAAGACUGUGUCAAGGCCUACUACAAGCGAGCAAAGGCCUAUGCGGCUGUGUGGAGUGAACGGGAGGCCAGGAGAGACUUCCAGAUGGUGGCCAACCUGGACAUCACCCUGUCUAGGUUGGUGCACAGAGAACUAAAUCUUCUCUCUGAGAGAAUGAAGGAAAAAUACAGUGAGGAUAAAGAAAGGUACUGGAACAUCCUAGAGGGCAAGGAAGAAAAAGAAAGGGAUUCAGAGGAAGAGGACAUCUCUGCAAUGAAUACAAAAGAAGAAAGCAAUGGGGAACAUUCUCACUCUCCUGAAGAGGUCAAGGAUGCCGAGCAGGGAAAGGAUUCAUCUGUGGCUGAGGAAAAUAAGCAUGACACCAAAAGUGAAGAGUCUGCAGUAGAGGCCAAUCACAGGAUAACAGCUCUGACCGAAGGCAAGGACUGGCAGCAGAUGCUACGGCUAAUUAUGCUGCUCCAGGAUGAAGGCAAUUUCAAUGUGAAAGAGCACCACUACACUGAGGCGGCUGCCAAGUUCAAGGAGGCACUGGAGUAUGUAGAUCAUCUCCAAACUAAGGUGGAACAUAAAGGAGAAGACUGGGAAUCUCUGGAGAAAGUCCGUCUGCCACUCUGUCUAAACCUCAGUCAGUGUAAGCUGGAGCUUGGGGAGUACGAAGAAGUGGUGGAGCUCAACUCUAAACUGCUGAAGAAACAUAAAGCUGCCACAUCUUGA